GAAAUGAUGGAGCUGUGGGUAAACUCGGCGCCACUUCUGAAUCCGAGGUGUCACACAGUUAGAGUACCGAUUCGUAGUAUCAAAGCGUGAGGCAUUUCGCAACAAGUUACAAACCACUCAAGGCCCGAUAUCAUUCAGUGUUUCUAGCUAGCACCAUGAAUCUCCCUCGACCUCAGCGCGACGGUCGCCGUCGCCAUCCUUCAAACUACGGAUUCAGGUCUCCACGUUUCCCUGAUCUGCACACCUUCAGUCGCUUCGCAGACAAUUUACUUCACCGGCGACACGAAGAACCACUACGUUCACCUGGAUCGCAUCCGGAUUGGCACUUUGUGCCUCCUCCAUAUUGCUACGGACCACCGCCCCCUCCUCCACCUCCAUUGUACUCGUCCAACUCUCCACAUUUCGCCAAGCUUUCGGCGCCGGCACGAGAAAUUCACUCUUCGCCGCAGAACGCACCGACAGCACAGCAGUCUGUAAUGGCGAAGUCGCCAGCGCCAUCCGCGCCGUCGUCUGAAGAGGAGUGGAGCAAGAGUAACCCUGCUCCAUCAGCACCUCCAGUCGACCAGGAAGACACAGGGGCCAGUUCUCGUCGGCAUAAAACUCACGCAGCAGGUCUCAUCAUGACUGGAAGAGUCCACCAACGUCCACCGUUUGGUGGAAUCAGAAAUUAACCAUCUGAGUCCGAAUUUAGUCGAUUGUCUGAACGUUGCACAUCGUGCACAGUAGAAAAUCCCGCGAGUUCAUCAAGCGGACACGACACAAGUUCAGCAGCAAGAAGAAGGCAGUAUUAACAAUGCACAACCAGCAGCCACCACCCGGCCAGCCUCAGCAAGGUUAUCCUCCUCAAGGAGCGCCGCCACCGCAACAGCCUGCUCCAGGCUAUCCACCACAAGGGCAGCAUCAACAUCCUCCUGUCGCUCAGCCUGCGUACCCUCCCCAGACAGCUCCAGCGCCGGCGCCGUACCCGCAUGCAGCUCCGCCACCGCAGCAGCAUCCUUACCCACCUGCUCCCGCUCCGGGCUAUGCCUACCCGGCUCCGGCCCCGCAUGCUUACCCCCAUCCUGCUCCGGCCUACCCACCGCCUCCUCCUCCGGCUUACGCUGCUGCACCCCCUCCUGUGUAUGCAGCUCCGCCGCCUCAACCGGUCUACGUUGUUCAGCCAGGUGUGCACCAUGCGCACCACCACCAUCACCACGGCUACGGUCACCAUCACUACAAGUACAAGGGCUACAAGCGCAGAGGACUAGGUGGCCUGCUAGGCUUCGGUCAUCGACACCACGGCUAUGGACAUGGCUAUGGCUACGGACAUGGUCACUACGGACACUAUGGUCACGGCUACGGACACUACAAGCACAAGGGCUACAAACGCAAGGGAUUCUUCAAGUAAACUCCAUAGUUUGGUAGGCGGAACCUUGAUGUGAAUACAAGAGAAUCGUUGAUUUCUUUGUGUUCGUGAUGCAACUCAACGGCUGACCUUCACUUAAUCGAUCAUCACAGCAUCAUAAAG
Phytophthora nicotianae INRA-310 is the source of this 1507-nucleotide messenger RNA. RefSeq lists its product as hypothetical. The record is from RefSeq and is a predicted model, not a curated record. NCBI's taxonomy places the organism in Eukaryota, Oomycota, Peronosporomycetes, Peronosporales, Peronosporaceae. Bases 794 to 1387 code for a protein of 197 amino acids. The transcript has a single exon.